GUUUAACAGUCCGUCAACAAACAGCAUCCAGCAUCCACAUGCUGAGAAUAUACUAUUAAACUAUAAUAUUAAAACAAAGUGAUAUGAAAUGACAAUUAUUAUACGAGAUUAUACAAUAAUUUAAAUUGUAUAUGUAGUCAGCAACACAAUAGAAAUGCACUUUCUCGGGCUUACAAUGACGAAGUGGCUCAGUUAGAAGGUCGUUGAUGGCACAGAUGUGGAGGGCAGGUCGUGUCCUGACUGCUCGGCUGGGGGACCGAGGAGCAGCCAGGCUGUGUUCAGGGACCCUCCCCAAACCUCCAUCCUCUACCUCAUCUCCACCACUGUCCUCUCGGCCCCAGGCCCAGAAGCGGAGGCGGGAGCGGGAGGAGGCCAUACUGUCAGGUCAACACAGUCCUGCUGAAGACGGAGUGCUGGGAUGGAGUGAGAAGCAGAGGAUCGAGUACACGGCUCACACAGCUCCGGGGACAAAGAAAGACACCAGCCUGCCGCUCCCCCCCUCCUACAGUCCGGAGUAUGUGGAGUCCAGCUGGUACCAGUGGUGGGAGAAGGAGGGCUUCUUCAGUCCAGAGCAGCAUGAGAGGUUGCCCCACGCUGUGGAUCAGACCUUCUCUCUGUGUAUCCCCCCCCCUAACGUGACGGGCAGUCUGCACCUGGGCCACGCUCUGACUGUGGCUGUGGAGGACGCUCUGGUCCGAUGGCGCAGGAUGCAGGGCCACAGGGUGCUGUGGGUCCCAGGCUGUGACCAUGCAGGCAUCGCCACACAGACAGUGGUGGAGAGGAGGCUGCUGAGGGAGACAGGCAGGCGCAGGCAGGACUUCACCAGGCAGGAGUUUCUGAGGGAGGUGUGGAAAUGGAAGAACGAGAGGGGAGAGGAGAUCUACCAGCAGCUGAGGAGUCUGGGAGCCUCUCUGGACUGGAGCAGAGCCUGCUUCACCAUGGACCCAGUGUUCAGCAGGGCGGUGAGCGAGGCCUUCGUCAGGCUGGCUGACUCGGGGAGGAUCUACCGCUCUGAGGCUCUGGUCAACUGGAGCUGUGCUCUGGAGUCGGCCAUCUCAGACAUCGAGGUUGACUCCAAAGAUCUGAGUGGCCCCACCCUGCUGUGUGUCCCUGGUUAUGACAACAAGGUGGAGUUUGGAACCAUGCUCACCUUUGCGUACGCCAUAGAAGGCCACGAUGGAGAAGUGGCGGUGUCCACCACCCGUCCUGAGACCAUGCUGGGGGAUGUGGCUGUAGCUGUUCACCCUGAAGACCCUCGCUACCAGGCCUUUCAUGGGAAGCAGUGCAGACACCCGUUCACCAGCAGACUGCUGCCCAUCAUCACUGACCCUCUGGUGGACAUGGAGCUGGGAACUGGUGCAGUGAAGGUGACCCCCGCUCAUGACCACACUGACUUCCUGUUGUCACAGAGACACUCACUGCCACGCCUCACUGUGAUUGGUGGAGACGGGAACAUGACGACGGCCUGCGGACAGUGGCUGCAGGGAGUGAAGCGCUUCGAUGCCAGGCAGAUGGUGGUGGACGCUCUGGUGGAGAGGAAGCUGUUCAGAGGAAAGAAGAACCACGCCAUGACUUUACCCGUCUGCAGCCGCUCAGGAGACAUCAUUGAACCUCUUCUGAAGAAGCAGUGGUUUAUCAGCUGUGAUGAAAUGGCAAAACAGGCUAUCCAGGCUGUGGAGGACGGGCAGCUGCAGAUCGUCCCUCACUACUACAGCAAGACCUGGAGGAACUGGCUGUCCAACAUCAGUGAUUGGUGCAUCUCCAGGCAGCUCUGGUGGGGUCAUCAGAUCCCCGCCUACCAAGUGCAGCUCCCUGACUCCACAAACACACAGGAGGAGCGGUGGGUUUGGGGACGGAGCGAGGACGAGGCCCGACAAAGAGCCGCUGUCAGAUAUGGAGUGAAGCCCGAGGAUAUCACUCUGACUCAGGACCCAGAUGUGCUGGACACGUGGUUCUCCUCGGGGCUGUUCCCCUUCGCCAUGCUGGGCUGGCCUGAGCAGACCCCUGACCUGCAGCAUUUCUACCCCAACUCCCUCCUGGAGACGGGCAGUGACCUCGUCUUCUUCUGGGUGGCCAGGAUGGUGAUGCUGGGCACAGAGCUGACCGGACAGCUGCCCUUUAAACAGGUUCUCUUCCACUCUAUGGUGAGAGAUAAGCAUGGCAGGAAGAUGAGUAAAUCUCUGGGAAAUGUCAUCGACCCUUUAGAUGUGAUACAUGGGGUCUCUCUGGAGAGACUUCAAGAGAAAGUGCAGGAGGGAAACCUGGAGCCCCGGGAGCAUCUGGUUUCCAUGGAAGCGCAGAGGAAAGACUUCCCCAGAGGGAUCCCUCAGUGUGGGACCGAUGCUCUGAGAUUCGCCCUCUGCUCUCACAAGAUGCAGGGAGAGGACAUCAGUCUGUCCAUAUCUGAGGUCCUGAGCUGCAGACACUUCUGUAACAAGAUGUGGCAGACGCUGAAGUUCACGCUGGGAGUGCUGGGGGACAGCUCCACACCAGUGACAACACUGGAGCAGACGGCAGCAGUGGGCAGCAUGGAGCGCUGGGUCUGCUCCCGGCUGUACAGCACCGUGCUGCAGUGUGAGCAGGGCCUGGAGGCCUCUAAGCUGCACACCGUCACCUCAGCCCUGCACUCCUUCUGGGUGCACAGCCUGUGUGACGUCUACAUGGAGUGUGUGAAGCCUGUGCUGGCGCUGCCCCCGGACACAGAGCAGAGUGUGGGGGCUCAGCAGGGGGUCCGCAGCGUCCUCUUCCACUGUGUGUCCGUGUCUCUCGCCCUGCUCUCCCCCUUCAUGCCCUUCAUCACUGAGGAGCUGUGGCAGAGGCUCCAGCCCUUCAGCCCUGCUGCUGCCGCUUCCCCCCCCACCCUGUGUCUGCAGCCGUACCCCCGCUCCUCCCAGCUGGCACACUGGCACUUCCCUGACGAGGAGAGAGACUUCCUGUUGGUGCAGGAAGUGAUCCGAGCGGCCCGAUCGCUACGAGCCCAGUGUGGCAUGACCAAAGAAAAACCUGCCAUGUGGGCGGUGUGCUCCCCCAGCCAGGCUCAGGUCCUGCUUCACUUCGGAUCAGCUGUCUGGACUUUAUGCCGUAUCUCCAGCCUCCAUAUCCACUGUCCUGAUGGAGCAGAGUGCCCCCCUGCUCUCCUCUCCACCCCCCCACCUACAGGCAGCCUGGUGGCUGUGGUGGACCACACCUGUCAGCUACACCUCCACAUCCAGAGUGGAGUGGACGUGGACAAACAGGUGCAGCAGCUGUCCCUGCGCAGAGACAGACUCCUCCCAAAGCUGGAGCAGCUCCUCCUCAGACAGCAGGAGCAGGACUCCCAGAGCAAGGUUCCUGCUCACAUCAGGGAGCAGACGGACAGCAAG
Messenger RNA from Trematomus bernacchii (emerald rockcod), 3362 nucleotides. RefSeq names its product valyl-tRNA synthetase 2, mitochondrial (gene vars2). Gene Ontology annotation, cellular component: cytosol. The record is from RefSeq and is a predicted model, not a curated record. Gene Ontology annotation, biological process: valyl-tRNA aminoacylation. Gene Ontology annotation, molecular function: valine-tRNA ligase activity; aminoacyl-tRNA deacylase activity; ATP binding. Lineage: Eukaryota; Metazoa; Chordata; Actinopteri; Perciformes; Nototheniidae.